AAAUUUUUCAUAAUGAAGAAAGCACAACUUGGAUCACCAAAUGACAACAAUACAUCAAACAAUAAAAAGAUAACAACAUUUCGUAAAGUGUUUCCACAAUUAUUUGCAGUAUCUGCAAAAAAUUUAUUAAUGUUAACAUAUGGAUUAACAAUUGGUAUACCAACAAUUGCAAUACCAGCAUUAAGUGGUGAUACAAGUAAACGAAGUAGUGAUGAAUUAAUAUUAAGUAAAGAACAGAUAUCAUGGAUAAGUUCUAUAAAUUAUAUAAUGGUUCCUAUUGGAUGUGCUUUAAGUGGUGUUUGUACACAGCCAUUAGGUAGAAAAAAAUCAAUGUUACUUAUAAAUAUACCAUUUAUAGUUGCGUGGUUAGUAUUACAUUAUGGACGUCAAGUUGAAUUUUUAUAUUUAGGAUUUGCUUUAACUGGUUUUACGGGUGGAUUUCUUGAAGCACCGGUACUAACAUACGUUGCGGAAAUAACUCAACCACAUUUACGUGGAAUGUUAGCGGCAACGAGCUCAAUGAGUGUGAUAUUUGGAAUUUUUAUCCAAUUUUUAUUAGGUACAUUUCUAAAUUGGCGAACAAUAUGUUUGAUAAACAUAUCAUCACCAAUAAUUGCAAUUAUAUCAUUAACAUUUAUACCAGAGAGUCCACAUUGGCUAAUAUUAAAACAUCGUUAUGACGAUGCAAAAGCUUCCUUAUGUUGGCUUCGUGGCUGGUGUGAAGUAGAUCAAAUCAUGGAUGAAUACAAUGAAAUCUACAUGACUGUACAUAAAGUUGAACCGAACGAUAAAACGCCACAAAACGAUGCCACACAAAAAACCGUAUCUAGAUUUAAUUUGUCCGAUUAUGGAAAGCGGACAUUCUUAUUGCCAUACUUUUUAGUAAGUUUCUCAUUUUGUUUGGGUCAUUUCUCUGGAAUGACAACUUUACAAACAUACGCCGUGAAAAUAUUCGAUACACUAAAAGCUCCUAUCGAUAAAUAUUAUGCGACUUUAAUAUUAGGUAUUGUAGAAUUAGUUGGCUCUUUAUUAUGCGUAAUUUUAGUACAUUACACGGGUAAACGAUUGAUAACAUUUGUUUCAACAAUUGGAUGUUCGUGUUGUUUUUUAAUUGUUGGAACAUACGCGUACUUUUUGAAAAUCGAUACUGAAUUAAGUGAAACAAUCACACAAUAUAAUUGGAUCCCAACAACACUACUAAUAACAUCCGCUUUCCUAUCACAUAUCGGUAUUCGAUUAUUACCAUGGAUAUUAAUUGGGGAAGUUUUUACGAAUGAAACACGAUCAAAUGCAGCGGGUUUAGCUGGUGGUGCUGGAUAUAUUUUUGGAUUUUUAUCAAAUAAAACUUUUUUCUCAAUGAUUAAUUUACUAACAUGGCCUGGUGUAUUUUGGUUUUAUGGUUUAUUUGGUUUGAUUGGUACAAUUUUACUGUAUUUUAUUUUACCAGAAACAGAGGGGAAACCAUUGGGUGAAAUUGAAUUACAUUUUGCUGGUGUAAAAAAAUUACGUAAUAGUGUGAGACGUAAGAGAAAAAAUGAAACGAGUAUAACUAAUUUACAGGGUACAAAAGGUAUUACUGGUAUACCGGAUAAAGUGAUUUUAGAAUCAGAGACUGUUGAUUCGAAAUUAUAAUAAUUUUUGUUUUUGUAUAAAUAGUAUCAGAAUUAUUUUUCUAAAAUAGAGAAGUUGCAUUAAUUUUUUUUUAUGUGUAACCGCUUCCGCUUGGAAACAGACAUGUGUAUACGGAAAUAGAAACGGACAUGUGUAAACGAAACGGAUACGUCCAAGCGCGAAGAGCUUGCUAUUUAAAUUAUAUUUAAGUACAACAUCUUGUUGUUUUUAUGGUACAACAGCCUGUGUGUGACGACUGAUUUUGAAAUGAUCAGGACGUACUGCCGACCAGGAUAGUGUAUUCGUGUGUGUGUAUGUACUGCCAAAGCAAAUUUAUGAAAUAGGGACUACUAUUGAGUAUAUACAGAAUGUUCGAUUUACAUCUAGGCAUAUAAAUAUCACUAGUAUGACAGAGUACAUGCGUUAAGUAUUGCAUCUAA
Chrysoperla carnea is the source of this 2051-nucleotide messenger RNA. RefSeq names its product facilitated trehalose transporter Tret1-like. Gene Ontology annotation, molecular function: transmembrane transporter activity. The coding region runs from base 13 to 1632 and encodes 539 amino acids. NCBI's taxonomy places the organism in Eukaryota, Metazoa, Arthropoda, Insecta, Neuroptera, Chrysopidae. Gene Ontology annotation, cellular component: membrane. The record is from RefSeq and is a predicted model, not a curated record. The transcript has 4 exons. Gene Ontology annotation, biological process: transmembrane transport.